ACUCUCUGUCCUAGCUCUUCUCUUCUCUAACAGAACUUCAUUCAGAGCAGAAUUUGACACAACUGACUCACUCACUUAACACUCGGAACCCUCGACUCUGUGACGAUGAGGUCCUCCAUCCCCCUCGCGGCCCUCCUCCCCCUGGUGACACCCUACCUCGCCUCACUGGCGUCGGCGCAAGCCUCGGGGACGGGCGGCACGACGCGGUACUGGGACUGCUGCAAGCCGUCGUGCGCAUGGCCGGACAACGCGCCGGGGGCGGACAGCCCCGUGGGGACGUGCGACAUCAACGACAACCCGCUCCAGGACGGCGGGUCGACGACGUCCGGGUGCGAGGAGGGCGGGUCGUCGUACAUGUGCAGCUCCCACGGGCCGUGGGCGGUCAGCGAGGACCUCGCGUACGGGUGGGCGGCGGUGCGUAUCGCGGGAGGCGACGAGGCGGGGUGGUGCUGCGCUUGCUACGAGCUCACGUUCACCUCCGGGCCUGUGGCUGGCAAGAAGAUGGUGGUGCAGGCGACCAACACUGGUGCGGAUCUGGGCGAUAACCACUUUGACAUUGCGAUCCCCGGAGGUGGCGUCGGCAUCUUCAACGCCUGCACGGACCAGUGGAACGCACCCCCCGACGGCUGGGGCGAGAGGUACGGCGGCGUCUCGAGCCGCCAGGAGUGCGAGCAGCUCCCUGGCGCUCUUCAGGACGGCUGCUUCUGGCGUUUCGACUGGUUCGGUGGUGCGGAUAACCCGGCGGUCGAGUUCACUCAGGUCUCAUGCCCUUCCGAGAUCACGUCCCGCAGUGGAUGCAGGAGGCAGGACGAUGCUAUGUUUAGAAAGAGGCGUUAAAGGGGGGGGGAAGGGGAUGGAUGGUGGCAAGUCGGCAGCUCGUGGGCCUUUUAUUGUGAAGGGGCAUGAUGAGUUGAAUUGAGGAGCCAUGGACGUGACGAGGUGAAGUGUAAGGUUCAAACUGAAGCCCAGUCGCCCCGUGGGUGUCGGAUGGAAGGUCGGCGCGACAGUAUCUCGGGGCCCUCUAGUUGGAGCAGGUUUCGGGCAGUGGAUUUUGCGAUGAAGACGAGACAAAAGUCGUAGCAAGGCCCAUGACCUUACCCUAAUGAUCUUCUUCCGUGGUCCAGGAGCGGGUAGGAGUUCAAUGUGAUGUUGAUUUUUAAGAUGGUGAUAAAGCUUGGCAGCGGUCGGGUUCGCGGUUUGGACAGGGCAUAGACGGGGAGACUAGUCGGGAACUUUAACCUUUUUUUCGGAAGAAGCAUAUGCUUGUUUUGAACCUACAGGAAUGACGUG
This is a messenger RNA of Sodiomyces alkalinus F11, 1290 nucleotides long. RefSeq names its product glycoside hydrolase. Gene Ontology annotation, biological process: carbohydrate metabolic process. The transcript has 3 exons. Gene Ontology annotation, molecular function: cellulase activity. Lineage: Eukaryota; Fungi; Ascomycota; Sordariomycetes; Glomerellales; Plectosphaerellaceae. Bases 106 to 837 code for a protein of 243 amino acids. The record is from RefSeq and is a predicted model, not a curated record.